AUGUCUGACCAGGAGGCAAAACCUUCAACUGAGGACUUGGGGGAUAAGAAGGAAGGAGAGAACACUAAACUCAAAGUCAUCAGACAGGAUAGCAGUGAGAUUCACUUCAAAGUGAAAAUGAUGACGCAUCACAAGAAACUCAAAGAAUCAUACUGUCAAAGACAGGGAGUUCCCAUGAAUUCACUCAGGUUUCUCUUUGAAGGUCAGAGAAUUGCUGAUAAUCACACUCCAAAAGAACUGGGAAUGGAGGAAGAAGAUGUGAAUGAAGUUUAUCAGGAACAAACGGGGGCAUUCAAUGGGUCCUAUCUGGAUACCUGGUCACCACGCUGUGAGGAGCCCACGCCACAUGGAAAGGACACGUGA
Messenger RNA from Eubalaena glacialis (North Atlantic right whale), 363 nucleotides. RefSeq names its product small ubiquitin-related modifier 1-like. Gene Ontology annotation, molecular function: ubiquitin-like protein ligase binding; protein tag activity. Gene Ontology annotation, biological process: protein sumoylation. The coding region runs from base 1 to 363 and encodes 120 amino acids. The record is from RefSeq and is a predicted model, not a curated record. The transcript is spliced from 2 exons. Lineage: Eukaryota; Metazoa; Chordata; Mammalia; Artiodactyla; Balaenidae. Gene Ontology annotation, cellular component: PML body; nucleus.